Molecule: messenger RNA, 4708 nt
Organism: Nematostella vectensis (starlet sea anemone)
Lineage: Eukaryota; Metazoa; Cnidaria; Anthozoa; Actiniaria; Edwardsiidae
Product: tumor necrosis factor receptor superfamily member 16
Exons: 6
Coding region: 919-2100 (393 amino acids)
Biological process (GO): Rho protein signal transduction
Cellular component (GO): plasma membrane; cell surface
Molecular function (GO): coreceptor activity; death receptor activity; nerve growth factor binding
Source: RefSeq, a predicted model, not a curated record
UUCCACUCUGAAGCAUCCUUCUCGUAGCACAUGCAGUACAACUGUCAAAGAGUCCUAUCUAUACACACGUCUUUCCUCACCCACUUCGGGCCAAAAAGUGAGACUGGUAGGAUCUCAUUUGAUUGCCGCCUUAAUUAACUGUGGGAACGAAUUGUUAGGCAAGAUUUUCAGCUCUCCGUUGGUUUCGUCGCUGUGGUAUUUGUGCCUACAUUAUGUGGGAUUGAUUUCUCUAAACGUAAGGUGUUCUUCACUAAACGGAACCAGUGGAAGACUUAUCGGGUUGCCCCAAGGUGGCUGGCGUUAUUCCCGAGAGGAGAAGUGAAUUAUUAGAGCCCUUAUCCAAGUAUAAACAAACGUUGUUUUGAUUCGACUUUAGUGAAUAAAGGUUUUAUUAUGAUAUCCGUAAAAAGAUAUUUUCACGUUGUGCGAAUGCUGUCCCCAGUUUGAAAUUCGUGGACGAAAACCCCUAAGUUCAAAGAAAGAGAAAGCUCAUCUAUCUAUCUGUUGUGUUGGGAUUCCCCUAUUUGAAUGACGGGAGCUGAAACAUGAGACAGAUCUUUGAGAAGCACAUAUCCUUCGGAUGGCCUUGAAAGCUAUUGUUCUGCCAACAAUAGAAGUGUACCUGGCUUCGCGUGUGACGAACACCCUUUGUUUUUCUCAAGGUCGCUACGGGUUUUCUCACUAGCGAAUAAAAGCGCGAAUGUCUGUUCACUGUGCACAAGACAAGAUAUCAUUUGCAAAGCGAACAGUCUAUGAAGAAAUGAGCUCAAGUGAAAAAAUGUCAAAGAUUUAGGGUAAUUUCUGCAUGGAAAUGGAUGCCUUAAUGAGGGCUUUCGCCAAGUUCACGUAGAUACCCCGGAAUAGACUUUACUAUCUGCUGCGAAGCACUUCGUCACUGGUGCUAUUUCUGUCCAAGCAAUGUGGCUCGUUGGAAUUCUAGCAGCUAAAAUCGUUAUCUUCCUUGUUUCUGAUGCCAUCUAUGCGUCGCACGUCUGCGGCCUGUGCCCAGCGGGGUACUUUAUAAAAUCGUGCGCAAACCAGACGACUCCAGUCUGCGAGCGCUGUCCGGAAGGGACAUAUAUAAGUGGGCGGAAUAACUAUCACCGCUGCCAGAUAUGCUCCGCGUGUCGCGGGAGCAAAAACCAGGUGAUCUCCGCGUGUAACGCGACGCACGAUACAGUGUGCCGAUGCCAGGAGGGCUAUUUUUGGGACACUGGAACGCUAUACUGCGCAGAGUGCAAGUCCUGCGGACGGGGGAGGGGUGUGGUGCGAAAUUGUACGCACAAUCACAACACUGUGUGCCGAAAAUGUGAAAAGGAAAAGACCUAUUCACCUGGCAAAAGUCGGACAGAUGGCUGUCUCAUGUGCAAGAAUUGUCCGGCCGGACAAACGGUGUCCGAAAAAUGCACUAGACGAAAGGAUACUGUGUGUGAGCCGGUUAAACCCCAUAUCAAUAAGAACCAGCCAAAGCUUUGGCCAGAGUGGACGGAAAAGCCUAAGACGGCACAUCCUACGACAGGGAUUGUGACAGAUAUUGACAUAUCUGAGUUUGAAGACCAAGAAGAGGCGACCUCCAAUAAAGCAUUCCACCAGCAGCCUACUGAGCCCAGCCUCGAGAAAAACGCAACACUAAAACUUGUCGUGAUUGUAGUCGGGUGCUGUGUCGUCUUCGCUUUUGUCGCCAUCGUAGUGGUAAUUAUAUCAAGGCGGCGCAAGCAAAAGAGGAAAACUUCCGCGCCUCCUACUUCUACAACUUCAACAGCUUCUACUGCCCGUCCAAAUAUCCAAACAAAUCGACUCAGCACAGCCCCCCUCGUGCAAAGCGGCUCCACAGAUAAACUGUUUCGCGAUGUCCCGUAUAGUUUGACGGAUCACCUGUCCCGUCAUUUGAAUCCCAAGGGACGAUGGAAAUCCUUGGCGGGGAAUCUGGGUUUUUCUAACUUGGACAUAGAGAACUUUAACCUUCAGCCCAAUUCUGCUACAAGUUCUAUGUUGUAUGACUGGGGGCAGAGAAGGGAGAGUACGCUUUACACGUUAUAUGAGACAUUGGUAAAAAUGAAAUGGGUGACGGAGGCGGAAAUCGUUAAAAAGUACUUGUAAAGUCUGCAGUCGUCUCAAAGGGCGAUUUAAACAGCAAUAUAUACAACUAAAUUUUAGUUGUAUGCGGCACUUCUACUACUCGAGUCGUAGAGAUUUCCGCUACGGUACUAAAUCGUGCUGUCUAAAUCAGCCUUAAAGAUGUUGGUGUUUUUCCCGCCAUAAAAGAAGCACAAGCGAUAAAGUAGUCGAGGAAUAAGUAUGGACCAUUUUCGUAUAUGUUUUGUUGGCGUUACUGAUGAAAUAUUGCGCACUGUAGCGUUUUGAUACCAAUGGCGGGAAAAAAAUGGCGCCACUUUUUUUUAUCGAUUGACUCUUUUUUCCUGCCAUUUCCUGUCAUUUUCAUCAAUAAUGUGUAACAAGCUAAUGCCAAAGUGGUACAUCGAAAAAAAAAACGUUUUUUGUUCAUGUUUCUAUUCAAGUUAUUUAUUUAAGAACUCAUUUUGUACUUCGACGGUCGCUUGCGAUUCGAUUAUUGUCUGUUUUAGUACUUUAAACUAUUUUAUUCUUCCCACCACCGUUUUGGUGUAGAGUGUGUCUAACAUGUCAUUCGUUUAGUGUCAAGCCUGGUUUCCAUAUAGUGGUAACAGUCGUUUGCGAAAAAAAUUCAUUACCUAUCACCAUUGGCAGUUAAAUUGGCUAAUUGGGCUGGACGACUGUUACGAACCUUACGAAUGUUUCGACAAUAUGGAAACCAGGUUUAAGACUGUUAUGUGCGGGAAUACAACCGUAAAAAAAUUCUUUUGAUAAUACGAUGCUUUCACGUGAAUAAUUUACAUCCGCUGAAUUCUAAAAUUGAAACAUUAUGGGCUUGUUUAACUGGAAUAUCUUAAACAAUAAUCCCGUUGCAUAAGAUAUAUAAUAAGGUAUAUUUAUAUUGUUAUUUGUUCAGUGGAUUUCAUGCUUUUUUAAAAAAAAGGAAAAUAAGAUAAUUAAUAUUGUAGGGCUUUGGCCAGGUAAGUCUUUAGAUUAUAACCUGAAGUUUAGAAAAUAAACUUCUAAACACCAUAGAUAAAUACCGCAAUUCGGCAGUUGCUAAAACGGAUAGAGGACUGGUGUCAUGAUCCUGAUAAAAGGAAUUAUGGGGUCGUUUAACUAGACAAGGCAGACAUAUAUGCUCCUAAUCACUGUGAUUCUUAGUCGGGGUUCCUGUGUAUUCUAUGUAAGGAUUUCUGUGGUCUUUCUAGGUGUUCCCGUGUUUUCACGUGGGCAAAUUUUAUUCUAGGGUCUUUUUCUCAGAAUCUGCCGCCAUUUUGCAUUUAGUGACCGGGAAGACGCUGGGGGCGAGGUCUGGCGCUGCUUUCCAACAGGCAAUCCCCCAAUUUCUUUUGUCAGCCUCUCUAUCAGUCUCCCACCCAUUUUGCAACUGUCGAGUAGCGUGAAAAGGGAGUUAAUGCCUCAACUAUAUUGUAGAAAUAAAUAGCACAGUGCUAUUAGUACGAAUUGACAAUCCUUUAGAAUAGGGGUAUAAUACGAAAGUAAUUGUUGUUACAUGCAUGACUAGAAUAUUUGUAGUUUUGUCGUACGAUACAUUGAUAAGACAAUGCCUAUUUUAUUUGUUCCAGCCCAUUUUCGAGGUUACAUAAUAUUUUGCUGAGCAAUGUUAAGAGUUAAUAUAACAAUUGUAAAAGAAUUUUGAAAAUUAUGUUACCUUAUCAUUAAGUCUUGCCAAUUGGUAAUGCAGGAUACUAGAGCGGUUUUCCUUUAAAUAUUUUUAAUGGGGUUCAUGCUACGCGCGCUACCGUGGCAAGUUCAAGUCAAUCAGAUAGCACGUUUCUCGCCUGCUCAUAGGCUCACUUUAAAAACUGUCAACUGGCCACGGUAGCGCGCGUUGCAGUGUACUGUUUAUAGUAUUCGUGUUGUAAGAAAUUCAGCAUUCGUCGCCUAACAUAAGAAACAUUUCACCAGAGGUUUUUACAAGCGGAGUAUUUGUUUGUGACUCAGUGAAUCCUGUAUUCACCGGCCUCGACCGAGAUAAUGAGUAUGGACUUAUGUCCAUGAUAGAUAGCUUGCCAAUUUGGGCGAAUAUUCACUAGCUCGAAGCUCCAUUCCAGAUUUACCGUCAUGCAUUACCAUUUUACCGUCAUGCAACGGGAGGAGAAAGAGCUUAUUUUUACCAUCAUGCACCGUGAGAGAGUUUAGCAUAUUUUGAAUGAAUUGCAUACAUAAGGAGUAUUUUCCUAAAAAAAGGGGAUGGAAAUUUGCAUUUUUGAUCGUCAUAUUUUUGUGCGCUUUUUCUUUUGUAUUCGCCAUUGUGGACAGCAAGAGAGAGAUAUUUAUUUUCUGUCAUGUAGAAAGUAAUUGCUCUGAAUAAGAUGUUAGGCUAAGCUCAAACGUCGUAUUAUCCAUGAGCCGUAUUCAAUGCAAAUGCAUGCAAAUGAAUCGAGUCGAUUGUUUCAUCUCCAUUUGCAUGUAUUUGCAUUGCAAUACGGCUCAUGGAUAAUACGACGUUUGAACUAGCCUUAGGCACUUUCCUGACCAUUAAAUAUGAUUUUCGCACACUUGUACAAUAUAUGAAGAAAUAAAGGUUAGGAAUGGUGUAGUUCAAGUAGCCAAGUCACUUCUGGUAGUUACGAAACAUUCGGUAAAUAAACAUGCUUUAAAUGACUAA